UAUUGUCACACGCUUUGAAUAUGCACAAAUGUUCGAACUGUGCGUUAAAAUCGUGUGUUUAAAAAAAAAAACAAGCGAGACUCCGGAGUGAAGAGAAAAGCAGAAGGCAGUUAUAAUCGAUUAUCGAGAUCCAGGUUGAUAAAUCGAUUCCAGAGAAGGUGAGUGAUGGCGCUGAGACGGGCUCUGCAUUUUGUUUUUAAAGUCGGGGACAGGAGCAGGACAGCUGUCUUUUACAGGGACGUCCUCGGCAUGAAGGUUUUACGCCAUGAGGAGUUUGAAGAGGGCUGUAAGGCAACGUGUAAUGGACCUUAUGAUGGAAAAUGGAGUAAAACCAUGGUGGGCUUUGGUCCAGAGGAUGACCACUUUGUUGCGGAGUUGACGUAUAAUUAUGGAGUGGGAGAAUACAAACUUGGCAAUGACUUUUUGGGUUUCACUGUACAGUCAAGUCAAGCUGUUAGUAAUGCCAAGAAGAUAGGCUGGCCUCUUACUGAGGUUGGGGAAGCUCUGUACUUGACAGAAGCUCCUGGUGGAUAUCGAUUCUACCUGCUUGACAAGGAUCAGCAAGACAGUGGGAAAGAUCCGGUUCAGAAAAUCACCUUGGCGGUGUCUGACCUGCAGCGAUCUGUACAUUACUGGUCCUCGCUACUGGGGAUGAAGGUGAUUGAGAAAAGUGAGGAGAAGAAAAGUGUACUGAUGGGCUUCUCGGACAGUCAGUGUAAACUGGAGCUCCAGGAUAUCACGGCUCCUGUGGAUCAUGGAACCGCUUUUGGCAGGAUUGCAUUCUCUUGCCCACGAGAACAGUUACCAGGUCUUGAGGCCCUGAUGAAAAAGGAAAACCAGAAGAUCCUGACGCCCCUCGUCAGCCUGGACACUCCAGGGAAGGCGACUGUAGAAGUGGUGAUCCUGGCUGACCCUGAUGGACAUGAGAUCUGCUUUGUGGGAGAUGAAGCUUUCCGCCAGCUGUCUGCCUUCGACCCCGAUGGAAAUGAACUGCUUGAUAAGGCCAUGGCUGCUGAUAAGAGUGACGAAUGGUUUGCAAAACACAAAAAGCAGAAGGCGUCAGCGUGAAGUCUCUUUCAGUGCCUUUUAAUCUCUGUAGAAAUCUCAAAAUGACCAAAUGAGUGACUGACUGUUUUGUUGCUGUCUUUGACUCCAUCAUUGCAAUAUCUGUUUAUUUGGCUUUCUAUGUUCGUGUUGAUCAGAAGCAACAUACUACAUCCAAACAGAGAUUUAUGCUUGGUUUGUGUUUGUGCAUAAAGUACAUAUAUGUCCACUAAAAAUAUAAAUGCUGAAGUCUCACAAUA
Molecule: messenger RNA, 1304 nt
Organism: Neoarius graeffei (lesser salmon catfish)
Lineage: Eukaryota; Metazoa; Chordata; Actinopteri; Siluriformes; Ariidae
Gene: glod4
Product: glyoxalase domain containing 4
Exons: 9
Coding region: 166-1068 (300 amino acids)
Source: RefSeq, a predicted model, not a curated record